Choloepus didactylus (southern two-toed sloth) is the source of this 6960-nucleotide messenger RNA. It is a transcript of the gene FZD3, whose product is annotated as frizzled class receptor 3. The record is from RefSeq and is a predicted model, not a curated record. Gene Ontology annotation, cellular component: plasma membrane. The transcript has 7 exons. Bases 457 to 2457 code for a protein of 666 amino acids. Lineage: Eukaryota; Metazoa; Chordata; Mammalia; Pilosa; Megalonychidae. Gene Ontology annotation, biological process: non-canonical Wnt signaling pathway; canonical Wnt signaling pathway. Gene Ontology annotation, molecular function: Wnt-protein binding; Wnt receptor activity.
GCUCGGGAAAGCUCGCGUUCGCUCUGAGGCGCGCUCCGGCGGUCCUCAAUCGCUCCGUUUACCUGAGAGAGUGCUGGCCAUCCCCGGCCGGUGCUGCAGCCACCAUCGCAUCCGGCCCCCCGAGGUCUGAGAUAUUUGGAUCAGAGGAAGAAAUAGCUCUUCUCCUAAAAUGGAAUCUGUUGUUUGGGAAUGUGGUUAAUCAACUUUAUAUGUUGGCCAAAUGUGCCCUAUGUAAUAAAAUGAAAAGAAGAGACAAGAUGAUGUCAUUUUCCUAUAUUGUGAAACCAAAAACAAAUGCCUUUUGUGAGAUCAAGCAAACAAAGCUCUGACGGUGCAGAGUAUUCAACUGUUUGAAGAACUUAACAGUAAGAUAUAUAAGAAGUACUUUCAAGUUGAGACUCAGAAAGUACCGUUGAGUAGGCCUGAUCAUCCAAAUCUCAUUCAAAUCCAGGAAGGAUGGCUAUGAGUUGGAUCGUCUUCUAUUUUUGCCCCUUGACUAUGAUUGUGGGGCACAUAGGUGGGCACAGUUUGUUUUCUUGUGAACCUAUUACAUUGAGGAUGUGCCAAGAUUUGCCUUAUAAUACUACCUUCAUGCCUAAUCUUCUGAAUCAUUAUGACCAACAGACAGCAGCUUUAGCAAUGGAGCCAUUCCACCCUAUGGUGAAUCUGGAUUGUUCCCGGGAUUUCCGGCCAUUUCUUUGUGCACUCUAUGCUCCUAUUUGUAUGGAAUAUGGACGUGUCACCCUCCCCUGUCGUAGGCUGUGUCAGCGGGCUUACAGUGAGUGUUCAAAGCUCAUGGAGAUGUUUGGUGUUCCUUGGCCAGAAGACAUGGAAUGCAGCAGGUUCCCGGAUUGUGAUGAGCCAUAUCCUCGACUUGUGGAUCUAAAUUUAGCUGGAGAGCCUACUGAAGGAGCUCCAAUAGCAGUGCAGAGGGACUAUGGUUUUUGGUGUCCCCGAGAGUUGAAAAUUGAUCCUGAUCUUGGUUAUUCCUUUUUGCACGUGCGUGAUUGUUCACCUCCUUGUCCAAAUAUGUACUUUAGGAGGGAAGAACUUUCAUUUGCUCGAUAUUUCAUAGGAUUAAUUUCAAUCAUUUGCCUCUCUGCCACACUGUUUACUUUUUUAACUUUUUUGAUUGAUGUUACAAGAUUCCGCUAUCCUGAAAGACCUAUUAUAUUUUAUGCAGUCUGCUACAUGAUGGUCUCAUUAAUUUUCUUCAUUGGGUUUUUGCUUGAGGACAGAGUAGCCUGCAAUGCAUCUAUCCCUGCACAGUAUAAGGCUUCCACAGUGACACAAGGAUCUCAUAACAAAGCCUGUACCAUGCUUUUUAUGGUACUCUAUUUCUUCACUAUGGCUGGCAGUGUUUGGUGGGUAAUUCUUACCAUCACAUGGUUCUUGGCAGCGGUACCAAAGUGGGGCAGUGAAGCUAUUGAGAAGAAAGCACUGCUAUUUCACGCCAGUGCAUGGGGCAUCCCCGGAACUCUAACUAUCAUCCUUUUAGCGAUGAAUAAAAUUGAAGGUGACAAUAUUAGUGGCGUGUGUUUUGUUGGCCUCUACGAUGUUGACGCAUUGAGAUAUUUUGUUCUUGCUCCCCUCUGCCUAUAUGUGGUAGUUGGGAUUUCUCUCCUCUUAGCCGGCAUUAUAUCCCUAAACAGAGUUCGAAUUGAGAUUCCAUUAGAAAAGGAGAACCAAGAUAAAUUGGUGAAGUUUAUGAUCCGGAUUGGUGUUUUCAGCAUUCUUUAUCUUGUACCACUCUUGGUUGUAAUUGGAUGCUACUUUUAUGAGCAAGCUUACCGCAGCAUCUGGGAAACAACAUGGAUACAGGAACGUUGCAGAGAAUAUCACAUUCCAUGUCCAUAUCAGGUUACUCAAAUGAGUCGUCCAGACCUGAUUCUCUUUCUGAUGAAAUACUUGAUGGCUCUGAUAGUUGGUAUCCCCUCAGUUUUUUGGGUUGGAAGCAAAAAGACAUGCUUCGAGUGGGCCAGUUUUUUUCAUGGCCGUAAGAAAAAAGAGAUAGUAAAUGAGAGCCGACAGGUACUCCAGGAGCCUGAUUUUGCUCAAUCCCUUUUGAGGGAUCCAAAUACUCCUAUUAUAAGAAAAUCAAGAGGAACUUCCACCCAAGGAACAUCCACACAUGCUUCUUCAACUCAGCUGGCUAUGGUGGAUGAUCAGAGGAGCAAAGCAGGGAGUGUCCACAGCAAAGUAAGCAGCUACCAUGGUAGCCUUCACAGAUCACGUGAUGGCAGGUACACUCCGUGCAGUUACAGAGGAAUGGAGGAAAGACUACCUCAUGGCAGCAUGUCACGACUAACGGAUCACUCCAGGCAUAGUAGUUCUCAUCGUCUCAAUGAACAGUCACGGCACAGCAGCAUCAGGGAUCUCAGUAAUAAUCCCAUGACUCACAUCACACACGGUACCAGCAUGAAUCGGGUUAUUGAAGAAGAUGGAACCAGUGCUUAAUUUGUCCAGUCUAUGGUGGAAAACUUGUGCUGUAUAAAAAGCAAUUUUUAUGCUUUGCCUUUGCAUUACUGAUUGCUAUAACUUAUUGUUAUCAUGCUUUCAGUCAGAUGCAGAUUGUGUCCAGUGGAAAUUUUGUAUUGCAUCAAACUUGAAACAUUAAGUCAUCUAACACUCUAAUAAUUAUAUCAUCACAAAAAUAAUUCUUUCUAGGUUAUAAAGAGAUAUUUGUUUGGUAAGCAUUUUUAUAAACCCACUUAUUUUGUAUUUAAAAAAAACCCUAAUGUAUGGUGAUUGCUUUGUAGUGAACUUUCAUAUAAUAUGAACUUAUAAUAUGAGUGAUGAGAUAGCAUUCUGGUAUUUCUGUUACUAAAAUAAAAUUUUAGAAUUAACGAAAUUUUCUAUGCAAGGAUCAUUUCUCAGAUGAAUAGUAGGACUUUAUAGUUCUUUCCACUGAGUGAAAAAGAACUGUGUUUUUUAAAAUGUAGGAAAGUUUGAUAAAUUAGCAGGGGUAUUUUUGUUAAUAGCAUAUAAAUGCAACUGAAGAAUCUGAUUAGUCCUUUGAAGGCUCUUGGAAAAGUUCUAUCAAAAUAAUUUUCAUCUGGAGAUAUUCAGGAUUAGGAUUAGCAAUGGAAUAAAAACAGAGAUGGACAUUUUUUCCUUAUAGUUUUGCUAUUUUUAUUACUUUUGUAAAUAUUACUUUUACUGGCUGUGUUUUCAUAACAUCCAUAUGCAUGACAAAAAAUUUUAUUUGUAGCUAUCUUUUCCCAUUUAACAGUAUUGAUUCAUAGAGAACUUCAUGUUCAGAUCUGUUUGUGGAGGCAUGUAAUGAGAUAAUCAUCACACAUGAUAAGGUUUUUUGUGGUAAACAUAAUUACAAAAUGGCAAAACAUUUUCUCUGUAUUCAUUGUUAUAUUUUUCUAUAGUGAGUUGUGAUCUUACCAAAGCCACCAGACCUUGGUAUCCAUGCCCCUCCUAUCAGUGAGUUGAUUUUCUGCAUUUGCAUUGCCCUAACAGCCUGCAGCUUUUUGCCCCACAUCCUUAUUUUCAGGUUCUGGAUCAUUCUUGUUUACAGCUGAAAUAUAUAUAACCUAAGUCUAAAGUGGUGAUUAAUAUGGAGUAUUUGAAAAUUAUUGUAAGUAAAUGAAGCAUGAUUAGUCUUGCUGUGAAGUACUUUUUAUCUUAAAAUUAUCAACUCAAAAUGUUUGGCAUUUUGUCUUGUAAUGUUUAAAUAAUUUACAGUAUAAACUGUGAACUUUGUUAGGCAUGAAAUUGAUUAGAAGGAGAAGAAACAUUCUGGAAAAUGCUGAAGGUGUUAUUUAGAAGAGCAUAUUUUAAAAAAGUGGUCCUCAACCCUGACUGCAGGUAAAAAAAAUUGGGGGAACUUUGCAAGGCCUAACACCUUCCUCACAUUCAGAUUUAAUUGGUUGGGGUGAGGCCCAGAGAAUCGUUUUCUUUUUACCCAAGGUUUCCAGGUGAUUCUAAUCUGCAUCCAGGAUUGAAAACUGCUAUUUUAAACUAACUUGCCCCAGAUAAUGAUCUAAUGGUAUCAUAUUAUACCAUGUGAAAAUCUAGCUGUAUUCAAUAGUAUGUUUUUAUACCAUUACCUACUAUACAGGUGUUUCCCACUUUUUCAUCCACUAUAAAAUACAGAAUUAUAGGUCCCACUCUUAGAGAUCCUUAUUCAGUAGGUCUGAGUGGUAGGACUUUAAAAAUCUGUAUUUAUAAAAAUACUACAGGUAACUCUUAUGCAAGCAAUCCAAGAGUCACACUUUGAAAUACUUUGUUCUAGACUCUCUAAGGCCUGGCUCUGCCAUAUCCUAGUUCUUUUUUUUACCUCUCUGAGCCUAGGUUCCCUUGUUUGUAAAAGAAAAUAGAAGAUAAAUACCUAUCUACCUCACAAGGUUGUUGUGAGGACCAAAUGAAAAAAAUCGUAUGAAAGCUCUUUGGAAACUGUAAAGCAUUAUGCAAUGUAAGGGAUUAAUAUUAUUAAGGACUUAAGAUAUCUCUUGAGGGCUACUGUAGUACAUUCCUUGACAUACAUUUAAUUCAUUGGUACUUUUGUCUCUCACUCUUUAAAACAAAAAUGCCAAGAUUCAGCAGCUUUUACCAGGCACAAAUUUUCUGGUAGUAAUAAUUUGUUUGUUUAUCUGCUUUUUCUUUCAGAGUACUUAUGUCUUAAUGUGAAUUAUUGCUAAUUUUUCAUAAGAUGUAUUUGAACAUUUGAAUCAAAAUAUUUUUCUUUUUCUUCUUUCUUCAUUGUCUUUCUCCUUGAAACUGGAGUUAGUACUCCAGACAGGCAGAAUCUGAUUUACCUCAUAAUAGACAAUUAGUAAACCUUUUCUCUGAAGGCCAGACUUGUAACAACUCAUUUAUAAAUAAAUGAUUUGUGAGGCUUUUGUCUAAGAAUCUCCCAUAAGAACAGCACAAGAGAACCAAAACAAACAUUAAGAAACAAAAAUAAGAAGUUCAAAUAGAAGGUACCAGUUUGAGUUCGAAGAUGUUGUCAGCUAUAGCCAUCUGCAUUAUGUUAUUGACUGCCAAAAUGUUAGUUGGUUUUCUUGUAGAAGUGGGCCAAGUGUAGUCAGUUAAGCGAACAUUGCUGUGAAAACCUUAACUUUAUAUCUCCUGACUUUUAUGUAUUUUUAUUUCUGUCUUCUCCACUAAACUAAGAUUGUUGGUCAUAUGUAAACAUUAUAUUGUCCUUUCAGUUACUUUCUGCUAGUAUCUUAUUUUGCCCCAUAAAAUCUAUUUAAAUAGUCUUAAUCCAUUGUUUCAAGUAAUGGUCUUUAGUUGGGCCAUGUUAUUUAUCAAAACUAGUGCUCCGAACUAAGAAUUUUUCUUUUGAAGAGAGUUGAAGAGCUUUAGCAAAAGAGCAAUCUCAAGUUUCAACUAGCUUAAACCAAUUUGAAGAAGUUUGGACAGUUUUCUUACCAUAUGUUUAAUUUUAAUUUGCAUCAUGAUUGGCAUAUGAUAAUGUUUAAUGUUGUAUUUGUGGAGUUGACAACUGAGAAAAUAAUAGUUCUUUUUAAAAUGUUAAUAUAUUAGAAGUUUUUAAGCAAUAUGCUUUUAUUCAGUAAUUAAUGCAAAAUAUCAGCGACAAUCUUAGGCUCAAAAUAUAAUCUCAAAUAACAGUUGAUUAACAACCUAGCAAUUAGCCCAGAGCUUAGUACAUAGUUAAGUUUUCAAUAAAUAUUUAAAUGAAUGAAACUCAUAGCACAGAGCUCACUUUUAUACCUAGUAGUGAGUCGUCUCAGUUCAAACAAUUUUGAAGUUUCAUAAUUUAAACAGUGAAAUGAAGUCUCUGCUUGAUCAGAAUUAUAUGUGGCAGGUAAUAAGAAAUAAGUAAAUUAUACCAAAUGAAGCAUAUUCCUCUUAGAGCAACAGUCCAUAUUGCUAUUUUAAAGACAUAUAUGUACACACAUGUAAUCAACCUUUUAUAUUAACUUUAAAAGGUGAACAAGUGAUUCUUAGAAGCAAAUAAUUAGGCUCCUGUUGGUCUCAUGUGAAGUUAGAUCUUUGUGGACCAGUGAGUGAAUGAAUCUUCAAGCAAAGUUUUAUUAGUUUGAUUUUUCUUUUUCUAUUGUUUUCUUAGAGUAGAUUUAUAAAACUUCUAAGAAUCACUUCAAAUUAGAAAAAUGUACUACAUUUUUACCUACCUCAUUUAUUUCUUUGGAAUAGCAGUUGGAAAUAACUGAAAUUGUAACUAUCUUAGUUUAGGCUAUAUCCCAGUGAAAUAAAAGGAACUACUUAAUUUUUGUUUUUAUAUAAAAUAAUGGAUCAUUGGCUGGAGCUUGGAAAACAUUAAUAUACCAAAAUUUCACUAUGAUAAUAUUUACAUGGCUUUUUGACAUGCCAAAGGUAGGAAUGAUGUGCAUGGUCUAGUGUCCUGAAAAUUCCACUGGGCUUGGAAUUUGAAGAUCCAUAAUUAAGAUGUGAACUGGACAUGUCAUUUAACAUCUCUUAUUCUCAAUUUCUUCAGUAAAAAUGAGGAUGAGGUAAUUUUUUGUCUGAACCUACCUUACUGGACCUUGUGACAAUCAAAUGUAUUACAGUGUUCUGUAACCUAUCAGUUGCUAUACUGAUGUUAUUUUUGUUAGAAUUUUGGAAGUAUAGAAAACAAGGAUAUGGUUAUCAGUAGUAUUUAUUUUUGGCAAUAACAACAAAAUGGGCAAUUAGGCCAGUAUUCAUUUGGUUCAGUCUUUAAAUCAAUAAUCCAAUUAACCUCUAAAAAUGACUUUUCCUUUCAAGAGAACAUAUAUCCUUAAAUUGUGUUGGUUCUUUAAGAUAUAUCUAUACCAGGAUAUGCUUUCAAAUUUUAUAUGGUUGAAUUCACAGGUAAUUUCCAAAAGAAAUGUUGGGAUCUCCAUUAUAUUUUCAUUUGGUAUGAAUUAUAUAAUUACAUUAGCUUGACUUCACUGAAAUUUGUAAGAAAAAUAUAAAGAGGAGUAUAGACUCUAACUUUUUUUUCCUUUGAGAGCUUUCAUAUAUCUAAUUUUUUUUAUU